UUCAUAUAGGUUUGUCCUCUGCCCAACAACAUACAAACACAACUGCUUGUUUCAAGAGCAAAAAGAAUAAACUCUCUAAAAUUGAGGUUUCGAAACCUAAAAAAUAACGACUGUGCAGGUAUUGAAAGCCAGUAUAAGUUGAAAAUUCAACUUGGAUACGUCGUUUUAGUGCAAGAAGUUCAAGAUUCGCGGAAUCUGAUUACAUAAAACCCGUUAACUUGGGUUUAUCGCGAAAGAAGAAAGAAUUAGCAGUUGGUUUGAUCUCAAGUAAACAAGAGCAAAAAAAAUGUUUUGGAGACUAGGCCAAGGGUUUGGAUUUCAAAGUUCAACAGCCAUUGAGGCUAUAUUGAACAAACCAGAAGAAGAGAUUGAUUUACCAGAAUUAUUAGAAGAAAAUGGAGUUUUAGAUGAAUGCAAGAGUCACAAUCCAAAGUUAUUAGAUUAUCUUUGUAAACCUGAGAUUUUGAGUCAACUUAUUGAUUUUAUUCUCGAGGUUAACGAAGAAGAUUUCACUCCUAUUGACGGCGGUUUUGAAGAAUUGGAACAAAGCAGACUAUCUUUUAUAGCGAGUGAAAUUCUAAGUAGUGAUGUCUGGUCUAUAUGCGAUGCAUGUGUCGAGAAUAAAGAGCUUAUGAAAAAGUUGUGGUCUUUUCUUGACAAUGAAGGUCCAUUAAAUCCUUUACAGGCUUCCUAUUUUGCCAAGGUGAAUGAACAUUUUCUUGACAAGAAAACUGAAGAGACCGUGGCUUUCAUACAGUCUAUUGAAAACUUUGUUGACAAGAUUCUUCGUCAUGCUGAAACUAGCGCUAUCAUGGAUCUUUUGCUUAAAUUUAUAUCGAUGGAUCGCUGCAAUACUACUGUUGGAAUUGCUGACUGGUUGUAUUCCCAGGGAUUAAUACAGUCUUUGCUUGGUUUACUUGAUCCUUAUGUUGAUCCUGAUGUACAAUCCACUGUGGCGGAUGUCAUAAAAGCUAUUAUAGCUAUUUCUGCCAAUUCUAAUGAACCAGGCGUUAUCGGCCCUAAUUCUUUAUCCCGCGAGUUGGUGUCUCGCCGUACCAUUACUACUCUUACUGAUUAUAUGAUUGAUUCCAAGGCACCUUACUCGUCUACCUCUUUGAUCAAUGGCGUUAGCAUCGUCAUCGAACUCAUCCGUAAAAACAAUAGCGAUUACGAUGUAACUCCUGUUUUACAGAUGCCUCUUGAUACUAAUCCUCCUACUACACGUGACCCUAUCUAUUUGGGAAGUAUGCUCCGCUUGUUUGCUGAAAAAAUUCCAGUUUUUCAACAAAUUUUAAUGAAGCCAUCUUCUACUCCCGAGCAAGCUGCUACUAGCUUUGGCACCAUUAAACCUUUAGGAUUUGAGCGGUUUCGUAUUUGUGAGUUAUAUGCCGAGCUUUUGCAUUGUAGUAAUAUGUCACUUUUGAGCGAUCCUAAUGCAGAGGCUCUUGUCAUGCAAAGAGAUAACUUACGUGAUUAUCUCUUCCGCCAUAAUAACUGUGCUAGAGAAUUGAAUGUAUCCGAUGAUGAAGAUGCUGAUUCUAGUUUUACAGACAAACAAGCUAAUGAUCCUAUGCAUGGUCAAAUCCCUCAAAUUUCAAAGGACUACAAAGAUAUGUCUCCCGAGGUUGGUGGUGAUUCACCAAUGGAAGAUGCCGAGCCUGUUCCUAGUGAGGAGUACAAAGACAUCAGCGAAACUUCAAAAUACAUUCAACCUGAUUUAGAGGAAACUGCUUCUAACGAUUCGUAUGAGCCAAUACCUGAGAAUGUCCUUGAUGAAAUGAAAAAACAGCCUGUAAUUGGUGACUUUCUUAAAAUAAAAUUUACAGAGAACAAUAUCGUUCCAACCGUACUUGACCAUUUCUUUGAAUAUCCUUGGAACAACUUCCUUCACAACGUUGUAUAUGACGUUGUUCAACAAGUCUUGAACGGUCCUAUGGAGAAGGAACAAAAUUGCGCUUUGGCAUUUGAUAUGUUUUUACGUGGAAAGAUUACAGAAAAAAUUAUUCGUGGUCAGGAAAUAAGUGAUAAGGCCACUUCUGAGCCUAACGGGUUUAGACCUGGUUAUAUGGGACAUCUUACUAUAAUCGCCGAUGAAGUUGUAAAAUUCAUUGAACAUUACUCUCAUUUGUUUAGCCCUGAGGUUAAAAAAUUAAUUGAUGACGAAAAAUGGCAACACUUUGUUAAUAAUACUUUAGCAGAGACUCGUGCUCGUGAUAAUCAACUUCUGGGAGGACUUGAACCUUCAAUGGUUGGCUAUUUGGAAGAUAUGGAUGAUGGUGAAAUGUUGGAUGCCAAUAAUUUGCCCGAAAUGCAAUUUGCAUUAGAGCAAGAGUAUAGCAACAGCAGUGACGAUGAUGUGGUCGAAGUCCACCGAGAACUGUCUAAUAACUCCUCAUCAAAUGAAGAAGAUGCUGACGGAAAUGAAGAAGAUCCUUUAUCACGUGAAAUGUCUCGUCGACUUAGCUUUGAUUCAGCUAAUAAUGCACAAGACAACCGUGAUCAUUUUGCCCAAUAUAUGUCUCAACAUAUUUCUGACAAUCCGCCUGAUGAAUUCAGUAGUAGUUCGGACGAAGAUGACGAAGAAGAUGAUGAAGUAGUUGAAUGGGUAUCUCGCGGCAAAGACAAAAAAUAUCCUCGCUCUAAUUUCUUUAUUAGUAGUUCAGAUCGCGAUGAGUCUGAUAGUGAAGAGGACGAUGAAAACGAUAGUUCGGACGGCGAACGAGAAUUUGCUGAAGACGAGUACUCAAAUGGACUUGUAUUGAACCGUAAAUAAUGUGGUUUUUGUAUAUACUAUCCGUUGAUCGUUUUCUACAUAUUUACACGUUUUUGUCCAGAUAGAUGUUUGACAUCAGCAGUGGUUCUUUUUGAAAGUUAGCUAUAAAGGAAGCUUGCGUUAGUACUCAAUUCGACUUCUUAAUAAUCCGGGUAAUUUUAUUCUUUGAACUGCUUCUUGUUAUAGUCAAGUUUUUUAGAUCGAGAAUGUACUAAUGUUUGCUCUAUUCGUAUGAUCUAUGUUUGUUCUUGACGCUUGUUUCUUUGGAAGGAUAUUUAUGUGCUAGCGCUGAUUCAGUCCGAAUAAUGCGAACUGAACAGUGGUGAGUAAAACAGCUUACUCGAAAUCCUGUUCCAUUAAAAUUAUUUGAGAUUCCGAAGAUUGAUUUAUUUUUGUCUUUAUUAUUCAUGAUAUGAAUGAAGGCUAAUUUGUGAGAUACUUCAAAUCACAUAAACUUAUGAUUUUAAUUGAAAGUUUCCAUAAGUACUUAUUGUAUUUAUUGUAUUAUUGUACUUCCUAAAUAUAAACUUCAGACUUUUUUUCUUUUCGUAGUA
Molecule: messenger RNA, 3327 nt
Organism: Schizosaccharomyces octosporus yFS286
Lineage: Eukaryota; Fungi; Ascomycota; Schizosaccharomycetes; Schizosaccharomycetales; Schizosaccharomycetaceae
Product: protein phosphatase regulatory subunit Ekc1
Exons: 2
Coding region: 287-2773 (828 amino acids)
Cellular component (GO): cytosol; nucleus
Molecular function (GO): protein phosphatase regulator activity; protein phosphatase binding
Source: RefSeq, a predicted model, not a curated record